AUGAUGUUUUUACCGUUUUUGUGUUUCCUCCCUCUUUGUGCUGCGACUCCCUUGGAGGAGAAAAACAUGAAGCUCCAGCGUGGCGGUUGUCCACUGUUCUGGUUCAGCUUCAAUGGCCGCUGCUAUCGGUACGUCGCUACUCACCAGACCUGGAUUGAUGCAGAACGCCACUGUGUGUCUCUGGGAGCCAACCUGGUGUCCAUCCACAGUCGGGAAGAACAGAACUUUGUCGAAUCACUGAUUCAGAACUUCGACCCGGCUCAAGGACACACCUGGAUUGGACUGACCGACCAUCAUGAGAAUUCAAAAUGGAUGUGGUCUGAUGGAUCCAGGGUGGACUUUGUCUUUUGGAGUCCUGGAGAGCCAAGCAACCAUGGAGGGCAAGAGUCAUGUGUUGAAAUGAACUGGGCUACAUAUAAGAAGUGGAAUGAUACACUAUGCCCUCACAAACAGCCAUUUGUUUGUGUAUUACGCCCAACCUGCCCUUAG
This is a messenger RNA of Salarias fasciatus (jewelled blenny), 489 nucleotides long. RefSeq names its product ladderlectin-like. Lineage: Eukaryota; Metazoa; Chordata; Actinopteri; Blenniiformes; Blenniidae. Bases 1 to 489 code for a protein of 162 amino acids. The transcript has a single exon. The record is from RefSeq and is a predicted model, not a curated record.